Molecule: messenger RNA, 1700 nt
Organism: Prunus dulcis (almond)
Lineage: Eukaryota; Viridiplantae; Streptophyta; Magnoliopsida; Rosales; Rosaceae
Product: aluminum-activated malate transporter 9-like
Exons: 6
Coding region: 1-1635 (544 amino acids)
Biological process (GO): malate transport
Cellular component (GO): plant-type vacuole membrane
Source: RefSeq, a predicted model, not a curated record
AUGAAUGGAAAAAAGGGUAGUAAUAUUGAGAUUAGCAUCAACAUCCCUUCUUCCAUGGCCAAAGUCAAACAGCUUGACCAAGCUGGCAAGAAAUCCAGCAAUGGAGGAGGAGGAGGUUUCUCCCUUAAGGCUUGGGUGUUGAAAGUUUGGGAAUUUUCCAAAGAAGAUAGCAACAGAGUGAAGUUCUCUUUGAAAGUAGGGCUGGCUGUGCUUCUUGUGUCUUUGCUUAUACUCUUCCGAGCACCUUAUGAAGUUUUUGGCACCAAUAUCAUUUGGUCCAUUCUCACUGUUGCCAUCAUGUUCGAAUAUACAGUUGGUGCAACAUUUAACAGAGGUUUCAACCGAGCUCUUGGGAGUUUGCUUGCUGGAAUAUUGGCCAUUGGUGUUGCUCAAAUAGCCCUAAGCUCUGGCCAUGUAGCUGAACCCAUCAUCAUCGGCAUUAGCAUCUUCAUAAUUGGAACAAUUACAUCGUUCAUGAAACUGUGGCCAUCACUUGUGCCAUAUGAGUACGGUUUUAGGGUCGUACUUUUCACCUUUUGUUUGAUUGUGGUUUCCGGGUACCGAAUAUCAAUGGGAAAUCCAAUGAGGACCGCCAUGGAUCGACUCUACUCCAUCGCCAUCGGAGGGUUUGUAGCAGUCUUGGUGAAUGUGCUUGUUUGCCCUAUUUGGGCUGGUGAGCAGUUGCAUAAGGAGCUAGUCAACAGCUUUGACUCAGUAGCUGCCUCACUUGAAGAAUGUGUUGGGAAAUAUUUAGAAGAUGAUGGGUCAGAGCACCCUGAAUUCUCCAAAACUGUCAUGGAUGAGUUUCCAGAUGAGCCUGCUUAUAGGAAAUGCCGAAGCACAUUGAACUCGUCAGCAAAACUAGAGGCUUUGGCUGUCUCGGCAAAGUGGGAGCCACCUCACGGCAGAUUCAGGCACUUCUUCUAUCCCUGGUCAGAAUAUGUCAAGGUGGCAGCUGUUUUAAGAUAUUGUGCUUAUGAGGUUAUGGCUCUUCAUGGUGUUUUGCACUCUGAGAUUCAGGCACCGUACAACCUCCGGAUUACGUUCCAGUCGGAGAUCCGGGAGGCCACAAGCCAGGCUGCAGAGCUGGUAAGGAGUUUGGGGCAGGACAUAAGCAGCAUGAAAAGGAGCGCCAGAAACUCUCUGCUCAAGAAGGUUCACAGUUCCACAGAGCGGCUCCAGCGUGCCAUAGACGUACACUCUUAUCUCCUCACAUCCACUUGUGAACCCCAAGACACCGCCAACUUCUCCAAGCCACUCCCCAGGCUCUCUCAGACCUUAACAAACACCUUCUCCGACCUCCCGAACCAACUGACUGAUCUCGACAGCAGCAACAGCCUCGAAACGAACUUGAGCCAGCAGCUGAACCCAAGCACACCGCAGCAGACGGAAUCUAACUACCAUGAGCUGAUGAGGAAGCAGUCGAGGAGGCUGCAUUAUUCGUGGCCACCGCUACAGGUUGAUGCUUUUGAAGAGGAGGGUUCUGCAGGGGACUUCCUGCCUAGGAUGAAGGCAUUGGAAAGCACUGCAGCAUUGUCACUGGCCACCUUCACUUCCUUGCUGAUAGAGUUUGUGGCUAGGCUUGAUCACUUGGUUGAGGCAGUUGAUGAGCUUUCUAAACUGGCCAAGUUCUGACACGGCAUGCGUGAGCACUUGUACACGAGAAAAUGUCCACUACUUGUACAAGAUCUUAUAUGAAA